This is a messenger RNA of Triticum dicoccoides, 2883 nucleotides long. Its product is annotated as protein tesmin/TSO1-like CXC 2. The coding region runs from base 1913 to 2698 and encodes 261 amino acids. The transcript has 9 exons. The record is from RefSeq and is a predicted model, not a curated record. Gene Ontology annotation, cellular component: nucleus. Lineage: Eukaryota; Viridiplantae; Streptophyta; Magnoliopsida; Poales; Poaceae. Gene Ontology annotation, biological process: regulation of DNA-templated transcription.
UUGCAGCACAACAUUCAUCUCUCUUCUCUCGUCACACUAGAUCCCCCUAUCCUUCUGAUGCGACACUCAUCGCGGCGGCGAGACGCCGGGACAGCGAAAAGCCGAUGCGAGGAGGCAGAGUGGUGGCGCGCGCAUCUUCGUCUCAGACCAUGGCCGGCGUCGCCCCAGACCUCAGAGACUCAACAAUGGAUGAUGAGGAACCUACUGAUGGAUCUUUCUCAACACGUGUUUUUGCCUUGGUUGUGUCUGUUUGCGCGGAAACAUCUGAAUGAUGAAAAGAGGGUAGUCAUAAACAAGUCAGCUUCAGAUCUAUGAUGAAUAUCGCCUCAUUCUCUGUACCAGCUUCUCGCUUGCGUCAGGUUGCUGAGAAACAUCUGAAUGACGACAAGAGGGGAAUCUUAAAUGAUUGCAACUUUGUUUCUUUGAUGAAUAUUUCCCCCUUUUAUGUACCAGAUGAGCUGCUAGACCGGGUAGUCAUGAAGAUUGACCCUAAGCAGGGUUUGUUUAGUCAUAAAGAGAAAGAUAUAUUUGUACUUGAGAAGGUGAGGAACCACGAAAUUGUGACCAUCGAGAGGUCUUGGGUUCUUUUAUGCAUCACGCUUGUGCUAGUGCUUCGCACCGGCAACAUGGUGCCCUUGAGUACCUUGCUAGCCUGAAGGACAUCUCUGAACUCGACGAUUUUGCGUGAGAUGAGUGCAUCUUGGCUGCUGCAUUGAGAGGUGAAGAAGUACCGACACAAAGAAGGAGGCUUGGGGUUCCCAGCUUCUCGAUUGGUCGUUGCCUACCAAUGUUUCUGAUAAUAUACAAGGACCAUAUGGAGGUGCCACGACCACGAUCAUGCAUUACUGAGCAAAUGGGGUGGUUCGCGCCGCACCGAAAUGCCAUUGCUCCUCCGCUGCGGCAAGGAGGUUGUGGCAUCGUGCUGCUGCUGCAUGUGAGCUCGUCGAGAUGCGAGCUCAUCUCCCUCAAUAUCUGGCGGCACCCACCGUUGUGCUGUGUUGCAACACCCUUGGCGCUACCACGUGGGACUGUUGUGGCGGGGCGUCUUUGCAACACCACCGCUGCUGCAAUUGCUGUUGCGCGUGCGCACGUCCAGGGCAUCUCCCUCAACUCCGGCGUCCGCCACUGUCAUGCUAGUUGCAACACCAUCGAUGCUGCCGGUGAAGGCUGCUGUAGCGGGGCGUCUGAUACUGCUGCUUUGCAACAACACCGCUACUGCAAAGGCUGCUGCGUGUGCACCGGACCCGACAGGGCAUCUCCCUCGACUCGACCGCCGAAGCUGCAUUGGAACACUAGUGCUGCGAUUGGAUACUACUAUGUAGUGGGCGUCUGGUGAUGCUACUUUGUAACACCAGCGCUGCUGCAAGGUCCACGACGGCGACGCGUGCUGCGAUCCCAGGGGGGUUGCGGAGCUGCGAGCUAACAAGCUGUGAAGCCGAGGGUUCGAUGCUAAGUACAAUUGGUGCCCGUGCUACGAGGAGCCUGCCAUUCGGUGAUGUGAAGCAGGCAAUGGAGAAACUAUUUUAGCGUUGUGAAGCUAGCCACCGGCUCUUCCUAUUGUCACGCGAGUGGCGAGGCAGGGGAUAUGAUAGAGUGAGAUGAGGGGUUAGAUCAGACGGUUAUUAAUGAUUUAAUCAUGCGGCUGGCGAGGCGGUUGAUCCCCUGCGUGGAUCAGCCGGUUGAUUUGUAGCUCUCGCCAUAACAUAACAUAACAGGACCCACCACCUGCAGAGGAAGCCAGAGUCCUGAUAUCCAGUCCAGCACGUCGUAAGAGACUAGAAUUGCAUGGACUCUGUGUCUGCAGUUGUAUUGUAUAGGACAUCUUUGUUCCUCGGAGACUCCGUGCAUCAGACUCGAACAGAUCUGCCUCCUACCUCGUCUUCUCCCCUCUGACCCUUCUUCCUUGGCCGCCAUGGACGAUUUGCCGCACUGCACCUGCGAGAAGACCCAGUGCCUCCAGCGCUACUGCCAUUGCUUCGAGGCCUGGGUGUUCUGCGACGAGGGGUGCUCCUGCCAGGGCUGCCGCAACACAGAGGACAACUCCGACGAGGUGGAUGAGCGCGCAGAGUGCAUCAUGAAGAAGAAGCCCGACGCCUUCAAGCCCAAGAUCAUCGCCGGCGAUGGGCCUGGGCUGCAACAGCAGCAGCAAGCAGCAGGGGUGCACGUCAAGGGAUGCAACUGCCGCAAUUCUGAAUGCAAGAAGCUCUACUGCGAGUGCUUCAAGCACAGCGUCGGGUGCAGCGACAAGUGCCAGUGCACAGGGUGCGCCAACACCUUCGGAGUGAAAGGCGCGGCUCAACAAGCACAUAGUGACGGUCCUCAAGGAACAUCUGGCGGCUCCGGUGAAACACUUGCCCGUUCGAAUGGAUCGUCCGCAAUCAUCAACCACGACAUGGCUUCUCAGUCGACAGAAACAAGCAUCAUGGACGAUAUCCACAUCCCCAGCGAAUUGAGUCACAUGGAUGCUGAUCUUGGUCCACCAACUCAAGCCCUAGGUGACGGCGGCCUCGAGGACAUCAUCUUCCAUACAGACUUUGAGCACAAUAUUGAUCCCCAAGCACAUCAGGGGUUGGCGCAGCAGGCCGAUGCAUCGCUGAGCAAUGACGCAAACUCCCUACUAGAGCAGGGCCCUUCAAAAACUGACACUUGUGAUCUUCUCCACCAUGGUAGCCAGAUCAACAAACUCGGUGGAAUUUGAUCUUGAUGAAGCUGAUGAUCAACUUAAAACCAUACUCCACUUGAGUAUAGUGAUGCUGAUACAUACAGCUCGCCUAGUUUGAGAUUUGCUCAGUGUAGUUUAUUAUCUUCCAAAUAGCCACAAAUAUUUUCCCAAAGAAUUUGAUGAAUCCGUAAUUAGUACAUAUAUGGUUAUUAUCUUCCAAA